This is a messenger RNA of Phragmites australis (common reed), 2372 nucleotides long. RefSeq lists its product as uncharacterized. The transcript is spliced from 3 exons. Lineage: Eukaryota; Viridiplantae; Streptophyta; Magnoliopsida; Poales; Poaceae. The record is from RefSeq and is a predicted model, not a curated record. Bases 303 to 1901 code for a protein of 532 amino acids.
AGCUCGUGUCUCACUCUCCGAGGUCCACCACGCUUUUGUUUGCCCACUUGCUCGGCGCUGCACCAGUUUUAUUCCUCGAACUCCUUCCACCACGCUCUCGCCUUUGCCUUCUCUGUUUCCGCAUCUCACUCACACACACUGUUUUACUUGUCUGUUUUACCCUGCCUUAUUUCUGCCUAGCUUGUACUCUUCCCUCUCUUUCCUCGCCCCUUCCUCCUCCCGCUUCGGAUUCCCAACCCCCCCCCCUCCCCCCUCACCGGCUCACCGCCCCACCAGCCCAAAACCCUAGCCUCCACCAACGCAUGGCCUCCCCCGCGCGCCCCGCCGCCGCAUCCGUCUCCGGCGCCUUUGGCCUCCCCCCGGACGCGCGCUGCUCCUUCGACCAGCCUCGCCGCCGCGAGGGUUUGCAGGACGAGAGGCUGGUGAGGACGUUCGUGGGCGUCUACGGCCAGCAGGACGGCUGCUACCCCAAGGAGGCCGUCAUGGCGGCCGUGGAGGAGUGCAUGCGGAGGCAGGCCGACGCGCUGCUGCACUCGCUCGAGGGCAUCGGGGGCAGGCUCUCGCAGCUCGAGCUCUACUGCUACAAGCUCGAGAGGUCCAUCGGGGAGCUGCGCAGCGACGUCAUGGACUACCACAGCGACGCCACCGUCAACUUCCGAUGCCUCGACAAGAAUCUCAGACAGGUCCAGAAAGCUGUGCAGAUUCUUCAGGACAAGCAAGAUUUAGCUGAAACUCCAAGAAAACUAGCUAAACUUCAAAUAUCGCAUGAGAUCACUGCUCAAAAGAGUGAAUCCACUGCUUUUUCGAUGCUUGCGACCAGGGAAAAUGAUCACACCUCACAAGUGGCGAAACAAGAGGUCGCCCUUUUUCCACUUCACCAAGUUAAUGGGAUGCAAUCCCCUGCUGUGCAGGUCCACAGCAGCAAUGGGUUUGUUCUGCAGCACCUAGUGCCUGUUUCUUUGAGCACGCAGCAUGAUCAGCAGCAGCUGAACCAAGCUGCUGUGUACUAUAUGCAAAGCCAGGAUCAUGCCAUGUGCACAGAGAGCAAGCCAUUGGAACCUGUAGUUCAAGUUUUGCAACCACUUGUCCAGAAUCCUGAAGCCAGGGUUGCGGUUGAAGUACCUCAGAAAUCAAGUCAGGCAACAGAAUUAUACCCUCAACCCCAGAAUCACAGGCUUCCAAUGCCUACCCAGCAGAUUGAUUCGCAUACAUGGCAUUCCCAACAGCCCAUGGUGCAACAUCAGCAGUACAUCAUCCAGCAAGUUCCGAGACAGAUGGCUCAACAACAAUCAUCGUCUCCUCAGUCUCAGAGUGCUCCUCAAGUCACACCCUUGUAUCCUCCAUACUGUUCCCAGAAGCCUGCUAAUGCUAACACUGAACCAAUUUCAAGUACUGUGGCUGUGCAGCCUCCAUACACUUCACCGCAGCAAAAGCAUCAUGAAGUUGCCCGUUCAUUUUAUGGCCAAGGCAACGCAACUUUGCUUCAAGUAGCAGAUCAUAACAUCCAGUAUCAGCAGCCACAAUCACUGCAGCCACACAGCCAGGGCCCAUGCUCACCUCAACCAAGCAAGCCCAACCACUGCAGUGUUGCAUCUUAUGCUGUUCAAGGAAGUGGUCAGGCCUACAGCUCCACAUACAAGAACCCUUCUAACUGCCCUGCAACUGUUGUUGCUGUUCUGCCUCAGCCUCCAGCUACUGCCCCUAUGGCGUUUCAUCAUUUGGGACCGCAAGUCAUGCACAAUCAUACCUUUGUAAACAUGGGUGAAACAGCUAGUGUAGUAGGGUAUCCAUGGGAUCGAGUCGAGACUCUCCCGGCAUCCCAACCUAUAGACUCCAGUGCCAUGGUUAACAAGCUCAAUGCUGGUAGCACUGUGACAUCCCCACGCGAAUGGCCAGCAUAGUGGAAAAUGGACACUCACAUUGGGGCAUUUUCAUGGCUUCACCUAUCACUAUGUGUUGUUGUUUCAAGCGUAUCAGAUCUGUGUGGGUAUCUCAUCUGGCUUUUUUUUUCACUGUUAGCCAGCAGAUUGGAACGGAACCUUCUACCUUUUUUCAGCUGAAGGGUCAAUCUGAAAUAAGAAAGCUAGGUUAGUCGAGUGAUAAUUGUUGGCAUACGUCCUCACUUUUAAUGGGCAUAUCUCCUGUAGCCGCUGGUGAACUUAUAUGCCUUUUCUAUAUGAAUAUAUGACGAGUUUACAUCAUCUUAUCAGAUGUUAGCUAGGUAGCCUACAACGUUGGUUCUAACUUUCUAGGUUUUAACAGCUGGUGCUUUCUCAUAGAAUCUGUCAUUCUCGAUCUAGCUAGUUUUGUAUAUGGAAUGAAGAUGAAUAUAGCUGUGAUUGAAAUUUUAUAGUUGGCAUUCUCUCUUGUAA